Cherax quadricarinatus is the source of this 2644-nucleotide messenger RNA. The record is from RefSeq and is a predicted model, not a curated record. Lineage: Eukaryota; Metazoa; Arthropoda; Malacostraca; Decapoda; Parastacidae.
CUGAGUCUGACCCCUGCCAGCCGUCACCGUGUGGGGCCAGUGCCUCAUGCCGCCUCAAAGCCGGCCGUCCUGUCUGCUCCUGUCUGCCAGGUCUGCUGGGAGACCCGACAACUCUGUGCCACCCUGAGUGUAUCAGUAGCCACCAGUGUCCACUGGGCAAGGCAUGUGUGAGGCAUGAGUGUGUUGAUCCCUGUGUGGAAGACGUGUGUGGCCGUAAUGCCCAGUGUAGGGUAAUGAUACACGUCCCCGUGUGUUCCUGCAACCAGGGCUACACUGGAGACCCCUACUUCCACUGCAGACCUCUCCUACCGUUGCUGCCACCUGAACCACCUCGCAGUCCAUGUGCUGGAGAUCCCUGUGGACCAAAUGCAAUAUGUCGAGAGGUCAGCUUGCAACACCAGUGUUCAUGCCAGCCUGGGUAUAUGGGCACCCCACCUGCAUGCCGUCCAGAGUGUGUGGUGCAUGCUGAGUGCUCCACGCUGAUGGCUUGUGUCAACAACCGCUGUGUUGAUCCCUGCAAGGGCACCUGUGGCAUCCAGUCCCAGUGUCGCGUUAUCAAUCACAACCCAGUGUGUAGCUGUAUAGUGGGCUAUACUGGUGAUCCCUUCACCCGCUGCACUCUUGCACCCGUCACCAUACCCUUCCCACCAGCCCCACCGACCACACUACCACCCUUGCCUGGCACACGGCCACCACAUGAGGAGACACCCAUCGUUCCGGUGAAUGGUGAGCCAGGCACAACCCCCACACCUGUGGUGGUCAUGCCUCAACCACCUGCCCGCCCCUUCGAUCCCUGCUCUCCAGAUCCCUGCGGCUCCAACACCAUCUGCCGCAUCUCUGUCAAUACCUACACCUGUGAGUGUCGCCCAGGUUACUUUGGUAACCCUGAUGUGGGUUGUGGUCCCGAGUGUGUGCUCAGCAGUGACUGUAAAGGCGGCUACACCUGUGUGCGCAACAAGUGCAUAAACCCCUGCCCAUCAGCCUGUGCCUCCACUGCUCUCUGCACAGUUGUCAAUCAUCGCGCUAUCUGCAACUGUCCACCAGAUAGUCAGGGUGACCCAUAUAUUUUCUGUGCUCCUCAUCCAAUUGCUGCCAGCACUCCAUCUCCGCCACCGGUGGUUCCUGGGGUACAAGUGCCAUGUGAGCCUAACCCGUGUGGCCAGAAUGCAGAGUGCCUGCCCAUCAGCCCAAGUGGCGAGUGUCGCUGUCUCCCAGAUUACUAUGGCAACCCAUAUGAUAGUUGCCAACCAGAGUGCACUGCUGACCAAAACUGUCCUUUCUAUUUGGCCUGCAUCAACCAGAAGUGCCUGGACCCAUGUCCUGGCACAUGUGGCAUCAGUGCUGAGUGCCAGGUCGUGAACCAUGCUCCUGUAUGCUACUGCAAGGCUGGUCACACUGGUGACCCCUACCAGGCUUGUCGUGUAGAGGCCAUAUCUGUCCAGCCCCCUGUGAACCUCUGCAGCCCCAGUCCUUGUGGACCCAACUCCAAGUGCCAUGUCUCCCACAAUCGCCCAAUCUGUGAGUGCCUUCCUGCCUACUUUGGCAAGCCUCCUAACUGUCAACCUGAAUGCAUAGUCAACUCUGACUGUGAGACGGUACUGGCUUGCGUUAACCAAAUGUGCCGCGACCCUUGUGUGGGCACGUGUGGCACUGAUGCACUGUGUGAGGUGAUCAACCACAACCCCAUCUGUUACUGCCCCAGUCAUCUCACAGGCGACCCCUUCAUACGCUGCUUCGAGCCGCCUACUACAGUGAGCCCUCCCCAGAAGGAAGAAGAAGAGAACCCAUGUGAUCGAGAACCUUGUGGUCACGGAGCUGACUGUAGUGACCAGACGGGUGUAGCUGUCUGCACCUGUAAACCUGGCCUCUUCGGUAACCCUUAUCACCUUUGUCGACACGAGUGCGUGGUUAAUUCAGACUGUAGCCGUGAUAAGGCAUGUUCUCGCAACAAGUGCGUGGACCCAUGCCCAGGUGCAUGUGGGGUGCAUGCCGAGUGCGUUGUUAAGCACCACAGUCCCACAUGUACCUGCCCACCACACCUCACUGGUGAUCCCUUCUCUCGCUGUGUUCUUCUCGCCACCACUCCAGUGACCCCGGAUGACCCCUGCUCCUCAUCCCCUUGUGGUUUCAACGCCCUUUGCGAGAGGGAGGCCAACUCCUUCAGGUGCAAGUGUGUCAGUAACUACUUCGGUGACCCCUACACAGAGUGUCGCCCAGAGUGUGUUGUCAACACAGACUGUGCCACUGACCAGGCUUGUCGCAACCUCAAGUGUGUCGACCCCUGUCCUGGUACCUGCGGCACUAAUGCCCAAUGUAACACCAUCAACCACAACUCCAUCUGUGCCUGUUUACCCGGCCACCAAGGCAACCCAUACGAAAUAUGCCAUACCAUAAAAGAUGAGAGUGAGUGACUUGUCUGUCAGACCAUUGUUGUCUAUGUUAAUAUAGUGACACCACAUUUGUUACUCUCCCUCACCUCACUAUACUCUCCCACACUACACUCCUACACCUCACUAUACUCUCCCACACUACACUCCUACACCUCACUAUACUCUCCCACACUACACUCCUACACCUCACUAUACUCUCCCACACUACACUCCUACACCACACUAUACUCUCCCACACUACACUCCUACACCAC